This is a messenger RNA of Asparagus officinalis (garden asparagus), 1636 nucleotides long. RefSeq names its product calreticulin-like. Gene Ontology annotation, cellular component: endoplasmic reticulum; endoplasmic reticulum membrane. The transcript is spliced from 14 exons. Gene Ontology annotation, biological process: protein folding. Gene Ontology annotation, molecular function: calcium ion binding. The record is from RefSeq and is a predicted model, not a curated record. The coding region runs from base 49 to 1311 and encodes 420 amino acids. Lineage: Eukaryota; Viridiplantae; Streptophyta; Magnoliopsida; Asparagales; Asparagaceae.
AUCUCGUUUUCACAGUGAAAUCCAAUCUGUUUCUUCGAUCUGGUCGCCAUGGCGAUCGCCAAGUCUCCGCGUCUCGCCGCCGCCGCCGCUGCGGUUCUUGCCCUAGUCUCGAUCGCAGUUGCAGAGGUCUACUUCGAGGAGAAGUUCGAUGAUGGUUGGGAGAGCAGGUGGGUAAAAUCCGACUGGAAGAAGGAUGAGAACAUGGCGGGUGAGUGGAACCAUACAUCUGGGAAAUGGAAUGGGAACCCGGAAGAUAAAGGCAUCCAAACCAGUGAAGAUUAUAGGUUCUAUGCUAUCUCUGCACAGUUCCCUGAGUUCAGCAACAAAGAUAAGACAUUGGUAUUCCAAUUUUUAGUGAAACACGAACAAAAACUAGAUUGUGGUGGAGGCUACAUGAAGCUACUUAGUGGUGAUGUGGAUCAAAAGAAGUUUGGUGGGGAUACCCCUUACAGUAUAAUGUUUGGACCAGACAUCUGUGGAUACAGUACCAAGAAGGUCCAUGCUAUUCUUUCUCGUGAUGGGAAGAAUCAUUUGAUUAAGAAGGAUGUUCCAUGUGAGACUGACCAGCUGAGUCACGUAUACACUUUCAUUCUCCGUCCGGAUGCUACAUACAGCAUUCUUAUUGACAAUGUUGAGAAGCAAUCUGGAAGCGUCUAUGAUGAGUGGGAUAUUCUUCCACCUAAGAAAAUUAAGGAUCCCGAAGCCAAGAAACCUGAAGACUGGGAUGACAAGGAGUGGAUUCCUGAUCCAGAGGAUAAGAAACCUGAGGGGUACGAUGACAUUCCUAAGGAGAUUACUGACCCUGAAGCCAAAAAGCCGGAAGAUUGGGAUGAUGAGGAAGAUGGUGAAUGGACCGCCCCAACCAUUCCAAACCCUGAAUACAAGGGACCCUGGAAAGCAAAGAGAAUUAAGAACCCCAACUACAAGGGAAAAUGGAAGGCACCAAUGAUUGACAACCCAGAUUUCAAGGAUGAUCCUUACAUCUACGCUUAUGACCAUCUGAAAUAUGUUGGCAUUGAGCUAUGGCAGGUGAAAUCAGGAACCUUGUUUGACAAUGUUUUGAUUUGUGAUGACCCCGAAUAUGCAAAGAAGUUUGCUGAAGAAACAUGGGGAAAGCAAAAGGAUGCUGAGAAGGCAGCAUUUGAGGAAGCUGAGAAAAAGGCAGAACCAGAGGAAAAGGAUGAGGAUGAUUCAGACAUCGACCAAGAUGAGGAUGACAACGCCGAGGAUGAUGCUGGAGCCGGAGCUGAAUCCGAAGUGGACGAGAAGGCAGAUGAUAGCGAUGAUGAAGACCGACAUGACGAGCUUUAGAGAGAGGACAAACAAGGAGCAUGGCGGUUAUUUUUCUUUAGAGGAGAUAUAUUUAUUUGGGAUUUAUCACAAUAUUUUCCAGUGUCUUUGAUGUUCCUGAGGGUGAAGGAAAAAAAUGAACAGUUAUACUAGUAUUUAGUUUUGCCUGUGCUCGUCUCUAAUUAGAGCCUGGACCACCUUAAUUUUAGUGUUUUUAGGAGAAAGCAUUUGUACCGGUUGUUGUGCCUGUUUAGCUUUUAGACCGGACUGUCUUCUCCUUUACUAAUGCGAGUAUAAUUUCAGUGAGGAAAUAAUGAAAGCUUUCCUUCUCUCGUGGGAGUUCAAA